UGCCUGUCCUAGAGAGAGGGUGAGAGAGCGAGCUACAGGAAUAAAGUGCUCCUCCUGGAUCUUAUCGAAGCUUUCUCCUCUCUCUCACCUUCUUCUCUCUUCCUUGUACACCGCUUGCUUCCUGCUUGUGUCUAUUUAAGUUGGGGAGGCCCUGGAGAGGACACACAAUGGAGCGAAGAGCCUGUGGCAACUGGGCCGUUGUACUGCUGAGAGGGGGAUGGGGUAGAGAGAGGACCGGUUCACACAGCUAACACAGCCUGCUGGCUGAAGGCUUCUACAGCCUCCUCUCCCCGCCUGGACCCACUGUUUCCAAGCUGGGGCCUUUUUCCUGGAACAACCACCCUCAAAUGCCGCUUGGACUACACUAAGGAUUACUCACCGUGUUCUGUGGGAUUUUAGUACACAUACUGGAGCCUGAAGAAUAAAUCUCUCGUGUGUUUUGGAUGAGAGAAAAGGAAAAACAAACUUCUGUGUAAUUCUUUCGAGCCUUUUUUUGUCUUUUGGUUUCUGUUUCUGUUUAGUGGAGUUCAUAAAUGGAUUACAAGAUGCACGCCAAGUCAAACGAUUUGCUGGAUUUUCAAAAACUGGAUGCCCUUCUGGAAAAAAUUGCACAUUCAGUCUCUGUGAAAAGAGAGUCCAGCGAGGAGUGCAAUGGGAUCAGCGGUGCUCUGUCAGUGGAGUCUGUGCCGGGGCCAAGACUGAACUGGUGUCCUGCCAACACCACUACCCCUGCCCCUGCUCCAGCUCCAGCUCCCGCUCCGGGGCCCGAGCCCAUGCCCAACCCUGUAAGAAUGGGUGACGGCCUGGACACUGCGCAGAUGUCGGGCAGCAGCAGCAGCAGCCAGGGGCAGGCCCAGUCGUCGGGCAACCCCGUACCCCCAGAGUGCAUCAAUCCCGACAGGCCGAAGCGCCAGACCAAUCAGCUGCAGUAUCUGCUCAAGGUGGUGGUGAAGGCCCUGUGGAAACACCAGUUUGCCUGGCCCUUUCAUGCACCAGUGGAUGCAGUCAAACUUAACCUGCCUGACUACUACACAAUAAUCAAAAUUCCUAUGGACAUGGGAACAAUCAAGAAAAGGCUUGAGAACAGUUACUACUGGAAUGCCCAAGAAUGUAUUCAAGACUUCAACACGAUGUUUACCAACUGCUACAUAUACAACAAGCCUGGAGAUGACAUAGUCUUAAUGGCUGAGGCUCUGGAGAAGGUUUUCCUCCAAAAGGUCACAGAAAUGCCUCAGGAUGAAACUGAGAUUGUUGUCAUGACAGGGAAAGGACGUGGACGGGGCAGGAGAGAGGGAGGUCUGAACUUGAAACCAGGGCCCAUCAUUGAUUCUUCGUCCACGACUCCUCAAACUCGCGGUCUGUCCAACCUCUCAGCAGCGCCGCAGACCAGAGGACCAGUGCAGGGCCCGCCUUCACUACCUCCCCAGCCUUUGAUGCAGGCCCACGUGCCCCCAACGUUACCUAGCCAUGCGCCACAGCUUGGAGCUCCCUACUCCCUGGGCCAAUCAGACUGCGCUCCUCAAGUUCCCAUCAUGACUUCUGUGCCUCCCCCUGCUCAGACACCCCUUCCCCCAACAUCCAUCCAGAGCACUGCCCCCAUGCUGCAGAAUCCUAUAACCAUGACCAAACAAAGAAAGAGCCAGAAAAGGAAAGCAGACACUACAACGCCCACAGCAAAUGACCAACUCAGUGAAUCUUCGCCAGCAGAGUCCAAAUCUGGGAAGACACUACCCAGACGAGAGAGUACCAGACCUACGAAACAGAUGAAGAAGGAAGCCCCAGACUCUCAGCAUCACAUAGGCAUGGGGAUUGGACUCAGCGCACCAAGUGGAGGUCAUAGCCCCAAACCACAAGAUCAGCUGGGAUAUUGUGCUAGUCUGGUUAGGGAGAUGCUGUCUAAGAAGCAUGCUGCUUACGCCUGGCCCUUCCACAAACCUGUCGAUGUGGAUGCACUGGGACUACACGAUUAUCACGAUAUCAUCAAACAUCCCAUGGACCUCAGCACCAUCAAGGCCAAGCUGGAGAACAGGCAAUACCGUGAACCCCAGGAGUUUGCUGCUGAUGUACGAUUAAUGUUUUCCAACUGCUACAAAUAUAAUCCACCAGACCAUGAAGUGGUAGCUAUGGCACGAAAAUUACAGGAUGUCUUUGAGAUGCGAUUUGCCAAGAUGCCAGAUGAACCUGAGAGCAAGCCUCUGGUUUCUGCCCCAGCCCCUACACUUCACCAUCCUGCCCCUGUUAAGCCCCAGCCUCCUUUGGCCCAUGUCGCCUCAUCUUCAGACAGUUCCAGUGACUCAUCCUCUGAGUCUGAGUCUUCCACAGAUGACUCUGAAGAGGAGAGAGCCCAGAGGUUGGCAGAGCUCCAGGAACAGUUGAAGGCUGUUCAUGAGCAGCUGGCUGCCCUGUCUCAACCACAAGCCAGCAAACCAAAGAGAAAAGAGAAGGAAAAGAAAGAGAAGAAAAAAGAUAAGCAUAAGAAGAAAGGAAGCAUGGCUGGCCUAGUAGAUGAAAUCCAGGAUGCUACACCUGUUCCACAGCUCUCCAAGAAGACCAAGACCAGUAACAAUAGUAACAAAGAGCUUAUUCCCAAGAAGAAACCCAGUAAAAAGGAGGGGAUGAAAAGCAACCAUCCCUCCAACAUGCAGCCAGUUCCCAGCCUGGAAGAUGACCUGGGGGCAGCUGGGUCAUCAGCUACAGGGGAAAAGUGCAAGCCUAUGACAUACGAGGAGAAGAGGCAGUUAAGCUUGGACAUCAACAAGCUUCCUGGUGACAAGCUUGGUCGUGUAGUGCAUAUUAUCCAGUCCAGAGAGCCCUCACUCAAAAACUCAAACCCUGAUGAGAUUGAGAUUGACUUUGAGACACUAAAGCCUUCUACUCUACGCGAGCUGGAAAGAUAUGUGUCUUCCUGCCUCCGCAAGAAGAAAAAGGUUCCAGUUGAGAAGACUGUGGAGUCCUUGGCUACCUCCAAAAAGACUGGAUCUUCUUCAGAGAGCAGUGGCUCCAGCUCAGACAGUGAAACUGAGGCGACAGGAAUUAUAAAACAGCAGAAGAAGAAGGGCCAGUCUGUGAAGGAGGGGAAGAAGACACAUCCUCACACUCAGAGCGGCCCUGCUCAGCCUGGACUUAAUUCCCAACCUGCAGGCCUUCAGUCCAGCAGUCAGAUGAAGCACCAUCAGCAGCAGCAGCAGCAUCAGCCAUCUCCUGCAGGCUUCAUGGCUCCUCCUGUAGCUGCUCUCGAGUCUUCCCAGUUACUGGAGACUAGCUUUGAGUCCCUGCCGCCUUUCGGUCAACCCCUCAUGCAUCUGUCCCACCACACAGGCAACUCCUCCUCACCGCCACCUCCACACCUCAAUGCUCAUUCUGGGCCGGCGUCACCAGAGACCCACCCCUUCCUCAACCAGCAUCCCGUCCUCCCAUCUCCAGCCUUGCACAGUUCCAUGCCUCAGCAGCCUUCUCGACCCAGUCAUAAGGCAGCACCUCUUCAUCCUAAACCCCCUCAACAGCAACCAGCCCCUCCUCAGCAGCAGCCAACCCUGCAGCAGCAGCAGCAGCAGCAGCAGCAACAGCAUCAACAGCAGCAGCAACUGCAGCCUCAGUCAGCAGCACCACCACAGCAUCAGCUCCCUUCUCAGAUCCUCCACCCUCCUCAGCCUCUCCAUCAGCGGCCCAUGUCCCCCCCAACGCUCACACCCCAGGGCUUGCUGUCUUCCCAACCUCCCCAGAUGCUGCUGGAGGAUGAUGAAGAGCCAGGGUCGACAACACCUAUGAACCAAGUACAGUUAUACCUACAGCAGUUCCAGCAAGCCCGUCAGCCCCAGCAGUCCAUGCAGUCGCUCCAGGCGCAGGCUCGUCAGCAGCAGCAGCAGCAGCAGCAGCAGCAGCAGCAGCAACAACAACAACAACAAGGACCGCCUUCUCUUCUGCAGUCUGUCCAGGGACAAGCCCAACUCUCGUCUCAGACCACGCUGCCUACUCCCCAGCUGCCUGUUCAGUCCCAGGCUCAGCCAGCCCCAUCACUUCAGGCCCCAUCCCAACAGAUGCCUCUACACCAGGCCCGCCACAUGCAGCAUAAUCAGCAGCAGCAACAGCAGGCACAACAGCAGCAACUGAACUACCAGCAGGGUCCUGGACUAGCUGGUCAGUCCCAGGGAUCACAACACAAAGUAUCCAUGCCCACCAACAAAGCACAACAGAUCAUCCAGCAGCAGCAAGAACAGCCCUCCCCUCGCCCGACCAAGGCUGACCCUUACAACACAGGUCACAUGAGGGACAACCCAUCCCCUCUCAUGAUGCAUUCCCCACAACUUCCCCAGUAUCCACCUGUGUCUCACCAGUCUCCACCUCACAACAUGCAGCCCAAAAAGCAGAGGGCCCCUGUGAGCCAAGGUGGGUUAAAGGAAGAGAAACUUCCUCCAUCACCAGUGAUGAGAGGAGAGCCAUUUAAUCCUGCAAUGAGACCAGACCAUCACAAACAUCCUGACAACAAGCCUUCUCAACCAGGCCACAGCCAACAGAAUGUGAAGUCCAUGGACAGCUCGCGACCGGUCAUUCGCUCUUCUGAGCCCAGUGUGCCGCCUUCCUCUCUGCAAGAGAAAGAUAAGUUCAAGCAGGAGUCCAAGGUGCCCAUUGCCCCCAAAAAAGUACAGGAUGUGAAACUAAAGAAUAUGGGCUCAUGGGCCAGCCUGGCACAGAAGUCCACAUCUACACCCUUAUCUGCAGUGAAAUCAUCGAGUGACAGUUUUGAGCAGUUCCGCCGUGCUGCCCGGGAGAAAGAGGAGAGGGAGAAAGCCCUGAAGGCCCAAGCUGAGCAGGCAGAAAAAGACCGGCUACGCAGAGAGCAGGACAAACUACGAGGUCGGGAUGAAGAGGACGUCAUGGAGCCAAGCAGAAGGGUGCACGAGGAGCCACGCAGGCGUCUGGAACAGCAGCACAUCCAAGUCCCUUCACAACAACAGCAGCAACAGCAGCAACAGCAGCAGCAGCAGCAGCAACAACAGCAGCAGCAGCAGCAGCAGCAGCAGCAGCAGCAGCAGCAGCAGGAGCCCCAGCCGACUACCAUUCAGCAGCCUCCUCAACCCCCCACACCGCCGCAGCCCACCACACAGAACCCACUAGACCAACAGAGGGAGCUAGCACGCCGCCGAGAGCAGGAGAGGAGGAGGCGAGAGGCGAUGGCAGCAACUAUUGACAUGAAUUUCCAAAGUGACUUAAUGGCUAUCUUUGAAGAGAACCUGUUUUGAGGAGAGGAGCAACUGAAACGUAACUGCAAAAACAAACAAAAAAAAAAAAAACACAUGAAAAAAAAGAAAAAAAAAAACUUGGAUGAUGUACACUUCCUCUAAAGUGAGAUUUGGUGACCACGCACCACAGAGGGACAUGGACUGUAUGUAGAUAUGAGAGGCGCUCGGAGACUUGAGUACAAACGCUGGACGAGGAGGACACAGCUCACUUUGCCCCUGUGGACGGAACACACACAACACAUGGGGAUAGUCUCAUUGUUUUGGAUGUAAUUUCCUGGGAAUUUGGCAUCGUCUGCCUGAUAUCUCGCAACAUGAGCAAAAGGACCCCUGUUGGCACAGUUGCCUUUUUCACACUUGUUUCUAACGGUGUGCAUGGGCGCAACAAUAAUUGCAAGAGUAAAGACAUCCCAAUAACUAUGAAAAUGCUCUGAUAAUGUACUGACACACUGCGCAGAGGCGUUUUGAAACUGCCAGAUGUCUGAGGUGAUGAAGAGGACUGGUCUUUUAUGUUCUGUUUUGUUUUUGUUUGUUGUAAGUGAACACAUGAAAUGGUUGGGGGGGCGGGCAACUUCCAUACUGUAAAUCAUGUAUAUUUCUCAGCAGAGAAGGUACACUUUGCCUUACACCUCUUUCCUAAACAGACCAUUAUGUUCUGUGGCCUGCACACAUGGACAAACCAAUAACAUUUACAACCAGGAGUAGGAGCAGCGCAGAUCUUUUUCAUCAUCUAGUAUCUACUGUAAAGAAGUAUUUUCUUAUACUACAAUAACUGUUUAUUUUGGAUCUUUUUUUCCUCUCUUUGAAUCUUCACACCGACACACUCCGCCACUUAUGUCUAUGCCAAACAACCCAUUAACUUUUAUGCUCAAUUACUUGUCCUAAAAUAUGAUAGGUAGCUAGUGAAAAAACCCUGAAUAUAUGCAUUAUCAUAGUUCCAGCAAGUAUUUUAUCAAAGACUGAAUCAGUUGAAGUUUUCAUCCUGCCUUGUAUUUUUAAUUUAAAGCCACAACAGGAAAUCGUUAGCAGAAGAGUGGAAAGGUCCAGCCGUCUCUGAGCUUUAGUUGGAAUAUAAUUUCACUACAAGUGUUGCACCAUUCUUUGUAUUUUUACACUUUUAGACAUAAUGUUGGAAAUGUUCAUAUCAUUGGCCUGUUCACAACAGUCACACUACUGAAUCAGUUAAGAAGUGAGAAGAUGAGGAGACCCUUGCUGUUCCCCCUGUGUGUGCUCUGGUCUUACCAAAAGGUUUUGAUCAAAUAUCAACAAGCAGAGUGUUCAAAGCAGGGAGAGGACAGUCAGGGGAAUAAGACAAACACUUACCACCUUUCUGUCCCUGAGGUUAGUAAAAAUAGUCGAAGGGAUCUGCAGGAGCUCCUAGUAAAUUUUUGCGUCAAAUAGUCACCACGGGCACACUGUCGACAAUACAAAAUAAAAAGACAAACAAUUACAAAAAUUACGAAUCAGAAAAUGCUGAAAAAACAGUUUUGAUUUCUAUCUUUGUUCUUGUUCGAUAAUAGUGGAUGUGAGUUAUAAUUCUGUUUUUGGAGACAUUGUUUGGACUGGGGAUGGGUUGAAAUCUGAAUGCAUCUCGUCCUCACCACUUGUCUCUUAUGGUGUUUUUCUCCAGUGCCUGUAUUGUAUUGCAAUUCUCGUUGGAUUAUAUUACACUUUGAGGGGGUUUAGAAAGGGGUGAGUCGGGAAUGGGUGGUGUAAUAUUUGAAUGGGGAGGGAGAUUUUUGAAAGAGUUUGAGUAAAAAAAUAAAUAAAAAAAGGAAAAGACAGCAUUUUAUAUUUUACCCGUUGUCAAUAUUCGGGUUUUAAAUUUAGUUUUAGCUGGACUUCUAUGAGUGUACACACCUGACAACUACUUUCUCAUUUUGUUCAAUCAGCAGAUUUUAGGUAGAUAUGUUUCAGCGUUGCCACACUAGCAUUUGAGUCUGGUCUGUGAGUGUGACUGUGUAAAUUUGGACGGCUGUGUGACUGUGUGUGUUUUUGUUUUUGUUAAAAAAUUUUUUAAGUGUGUGGUGCAAGGAGGCAUGUUCCACAGUGUAGAUAUGCAUUCUAUUGAAGGGAGGCGAAGAAACAUAAACAGUACUUCAGGAGAAUUUGUUUUUGUGCUUAAGUCACCUUUUUAAUUUCUAUGAAGUCCACCAUAUAUGAAUAUAUAAUUUUUAUUAUUAGACUGGUUUUGAAAGGGUAAAAAAAAAAAACAACCUUCAUUCCUUUUUAGCCUUUUUUUUCUUUUCACAGUAAUUGUCGGACAUAAUGUGCCAUGAGUUCUACAGAGAAUGUGCUGACCCGCAGCUCAGCCCAGAGUUUGCUUUAUUCAGGUAUUUUAUUUUGUGUUACAUGUGUUCUGUUUUGGAGGUUUUGUUCAAACAUUUUCCUCGAUUAUCGUUUGGUAUGUGAGUGGUCUAUCGAGGUCUCCGAUUAAGUCUGUUAUGAUCAUUGAAUAAACUCAUCUCUUUUAUAGAAAAU
Molecule: messenger RNA, 7718 nt
Organism: Seriola dumerili (greater amberjack)
Lineage: Eukaryota; Metazoa; Chordata; Actinopteri; Carangiformes; Carangidae
Gene: brd4
Product: bromodomain-containing protein 4-like
Exons: 19
Coding region: 534-5240 (1568 amino acids)
Biological process (GO): chromatin remodeling; positive regulation of transcription elongation by RNA polymerase II
Cellular component (GO): chromatin; nucleus
Source: RefSeq, a predicted model, not a curated record